Messenger RNA from Ctenopharyngodon idella (grass carp), 7494 nucleotides. It is a transcript of the gene znf106a, whose product is annotated as zinc finger protein 106a. Gene Ontology annotation, cellular component: membrane; cytosol. NCBI's taxonomy places the organism in Eukaryota, Metazoa, Chordata, Actinopteri, Cypriniformes, Xenocyprididae. Gene Ontology annotation, molecular function: RNA binding; SH3 domain binding. Bases 735 to 5705 code for a protein of 1656 amino acids. The transcript is spliced from 22 exons. The record is from RefSeq and is a predicted model, not a curated record.
UGAAAACUUAUCUUAGUGAUUGCAGCUGAAUCAAGAAUUUUUAUGAGGAAUUUAAUUAAGUAUUUGACCGUUUUACACAAGACAUGAUAAGUAUGUUAUGGCAUGGAAGAAUAAUUCCAUAAAGAACGAAUGUGCAUUUUUUAUUAUUAUUUUUUUUUUUAAUUUUUUUUUUGCACUUUACGUUUAUAAUCAGGACCAACUACAAAGGGAACAUUAUUUCUACUCGAAAUUUAAUUUUAGUAGUCGUAAAAAUCCAUAAAUUACAUGUGCACACAUUUGCUAGUGUGCUUGUUUAUUUAACAUUUUUUUAUUUGCAGAUGAAAGGUUACAGGUAUUAACAUUAAGAAGGGGGCAUACGAACAUCAUCACAAGAGGUUAUAAGAAUUACACAAAUCAACAAAAUAUAACAUUUUGUCAUCAUGAAAAACUAAAGGUUUCUUACAACAAACUAAAGGGACUUUAUAUCAGUGGAGAACAUUGUAAAAAUGAUUUUAACGCAGACCGCUUGAUACCGUUAUCUAGUGACUUUUACGUUAAAAUAUUGCCCGCCAUUUUGAAACUGAUCGGUUGUUUCCGUGUUCACAGUAGCAAGGCACCCAUAGCGUUGCUAACAAGUGCGGAAUAUGAAUAGAAAUGGUGUGUUUUUAUGGAAAUCUGAAGAAAUGCGUUCUCCGCGUGAAUUAAGAGAACCCUGUUUAUUUGUGGUGGCCUAAGAUACAAUAAUAUCUUUCAACAUGGUUAAAGAACAGAAAUGCAUUCUUUGUGAAACUGUCUACAGCUCCAAACAGGAGAUGGAAGAGCACAUGAGAAGUAUGCUGCACCACAGGGAGCUGGAGAAUCUGAAAGGCCGGGACUGUGGACACGAGUGCCGGGUCUGCGGCGUAACGGAGGUGAGCCUGACCGACUAUGCCAGUCACAUCUCCAGCCCUUCACAUAAACAGCGCGUUGAGGAUCAGAAGCACCAGCCCUCAAACGAAGACCAAGAUGAAAAGUAUUUUGACAAAGACAUUGUGCAGCUCAUCGAGAAACGCAAGGAAAUGAUCAGGAAAGAAGAGGCUUCUGCAAAGCAGGCUAAAGAGGAGCGGGACACCUCAAGGAGGUGGCAGGAGCUUCGGUCUCAGUGGCAGGGACCAAGGCCGUUGAUGUAUCAGCAGUGUGGCCCUUGGGACCGGCCCUAUCCUAACUUUCCUCAGAUGCCCAAAAGGGGCAGAGGCUCUAAUUGGCAGAAUUUAAGAUAUUCAUCCCCUGACCGCAACAAAUGGUUUAACCCUAACCGACAGGUUAAGUGUGCCACAUGGCAUGCUGAAGGACCACCUGACUUGCAGAAGUGGGGUUCCGCUGGUCGUCAGGGAGGGAGUUUGCACAACCAAGGGAACUUCUGGGGUGGAUAUGGAGUCUGCCCUCCACAGAUGAGAAAGCAGUAUCCCUGGAACAACAGUCAGCUUAAUGUCCCUUGGCAGGGACAAUAUAUGCCUCCACCUAGACACUUUAAAUCGCCUGCAAGAGACCAGCAAAAAACACCCAACUGCUCUGAGAAUCAGACAAAGGGUGAACAGAGUGUAGAAGAAUCUGGUGGUGAGCAUGAUCCCAACAAAAGUAAGGGUCAGAAGUCAGAGAAGGCACAUCGAUGGGCACCUUAUCCACCAGCUAAACUUGGGGAUCCUUCAUCUCAGACUAAUCCUCAGCCAACUUUAGAUAAGUCAAAUGUGGAAUCUCCUGAAAAUGUUAAGGCACAAAGUUUCAAGGAGGGCGCUCAGGACAUGGCGAGGAAAUCCAAGGCAGACCGAAAAAACUGUCAGCAUAAUCCAGCAGAACCUUACUGUGAAGAGAAUGAUUGCAGGGAGCAGAAGAGUUCCUUCAAGAACAUUGGCAGUACUAACAUGGGUAGUUUCGCCUACCCCUCCACCUCCACCACUAGAAGAACGGAGAUGCCCAGCAAGCUUGCUGAAGAUGGUUCAAAGAUGAAUCUCAAACAAGACUCUGUCAGCACUAAAGGUUCUAAGCAUUCCCAUUCAAGUUCUGAAUUCCCACAACAUGCCUCUUCCAAUGCAGAGCAAGACAGUCUGCUGUCAGAGAUGCUACGAAAAGCUAAAGAAACAUUGCUUAAUAGAAAUAACUCUGUUGACGCAUCUGGCCCAGAGAACUGCCUUAAAGGAUCAAAGACUGUGCCUCAGAUUAAUAAGCAAGUUGAGAGUUUAGAACUAAAAAAGAAUCAAAAAUUACAUGAGAGUACGAAAAAACUGAACAAGAACAAGGGUCUAGAAAAGCUGGGUUUUGCAAGACGAAAUAGCUAUGACCAAGAGCAUUUAACCAGUACUGAGACCUCAGUACAGAUUGGCAAUGUGCGCAAUGACACUAGGCCAUCUCUGCAGUCCUUGCAAGUUAGUACCUCCACUAUGGACCACGAAGAUGAGGAGGAGUGUGGUGAGAUGGAAGAAAAUCCUGACCUAACAGUACAAGAUCAAGUCAUGGACACGCUAGAUGAAGAUUUAUGCUUAGUUGGUGAGGGGUCCCACAGCAGCCCAUCCCAACAAACAGCAGGUGGCGCCGUGCCCUCUUUAAGUAAGCUUGCUUUGCCUGCUUGUCUCCAAAGGGAUCUGAACCGCCAUAUGGGCACCAAAGGCAAAGCAGCAUCCCAUGAACCCAACUUGAAUAUUGCCAGACGUAUUAGAAAUGUGAGUGGCUCACGAAAGAAUGAGCCUGAGAAGGACUCGGGACUUAAACCCACCUUGCGGCAGCUCAUUAGCUCCUCUGGCUCCAGGCGGAAUGUCAACUGGGACCAGGUCUACCAGGAAGUCAACCGGAAGAAGCAAGGCAAGGGCUUACCAAGAUUUGGAAUAGAAAUGGUGCCCUGUGAACCUGAGGGUCCGAACCAAAUGGAUGAAAAUGAUGUACCUCUUUCUGAGGGCUUUCAUUGGGACUCUCUGUUUGACCUCGGUCAAGUGCCUUCCCGCAAGCGUAGCUUGUCUGAAAGCAAUGUGGUCAAAGAUGGCCCUGCUGGUACUAGCUCCCUUCUCAAAGGUGUAGACCCACUGAGAGACUCUCCUGCUUGUGGCCCGUCACAGCAGUCCAAGAGAGAAGAGCUGCAGUCCAAAGGUCAUCUAGAGAUUCAAGGUUCGAAAGGACCUUCUAAAGGCCCAGAGGAUGUUGAAGGAGACAGCGGUUGUACAUCAGAGAUUGAAAUGAUUGACACACAAGGAGCUGGGAAGAAACGCAGAGCUCAAGGAGAUGUUGUGUCUCCAGAGAUUCCUAAUGAAGAUAGGAAAAACAAGAGGCAAAAAAUUAAGUCUAAGAAAGAGCGCUCUCAAGUGGAUCAGUUGCUGGCUGUAUCUCUACGUGAGGAGGAGCUUAACAGCUCGCUUCAGGCAGUGGAUAACAGUCUCAUUCAGGCACGUGCUGCCCUGCAAGCUGCCUAUUUGGAAGUACAGCGUCUGCUUAUGGUGAAACAACAGGUAACCAAUGAGAUGAACUCUUUGAGAGCCAAGCGGAUUGAAAUUCUUCAAGGAAUGCAAGGUGAAUUUGAGCCAAAAGAAAAAGAAAGGAACAGUGAGGAGAUCUUAACCUCUUCAUCAACCCAGGUUACUCAGACCACCGCCAGCACUGUUCUCCAAACUACAGCUGCCCACUCAUCCUCUUCAACCUCCUCACUGCCUGUUACCAUCAAACAGGAGCCCAUUUCUCAAUGUAACCCCAUUCCUGAGCGUAACUCUAUCAAAAGCCCCUUCCCAGAACCUCAAAAUACCACACCUGUCCAAACAGUGUUUGCAGCUUGUCAAACAGAUACCUUCAAGUACAGCAGUAAGAUGGAGUCUUCGCAUGAUGCCACAAGCACAGCUUUGACGGCAGCUCCCUCAGAUCACAGAAUAGAGCCAUCACCCAACAAAGAAAUUUGUCAAAAUUCUCAAGAGGGGUUAGCCAACCCUUCUUCCCAACUCUCUCCCAAGCCACUGUCUCCCUCAAGCCACCUAGAAACUGAUGCAGUUAAGCGUGUUCGAAAGCUGAAGAAGAAAAAGUGUCUUAAAAAAGCAAAGGGGAAUGAGCAGCCUGAAAUCAGUGAAUCAGAGCUUGAUGCAGAGCAGCCUGCUCCUCGGCCUGCCCGCAAGUACCGACCUCAUCGGCGAUCCAGCGGCACCUCCGCCUCACCCCCCACACCAGAAGAGAAGAUUGAAAAUGAGGCGAUGGUGGUGACAGAAGUUUCAAAGGCACAACCACAGAGAACCAAGCUAGCGACACCACCAAAGAAUGAGGCUCACUCCGAUUCAUCUGAACUGGAAAUGGUGGAGCUUCCCCCACCUGUGCCCACUGAUUUUGUCAAUCUAGAUUCUUCAGACCCAGAUGAGAUGCCUGAUAAGAAUGCCAAGGAGUCAACCAAGGAAUCGACCAAGAAAUUGUCCAAGGAGUCGGCAAAGGAGUCGGCCAAGGAGUCAACCACUGCAUACUCAACAGACCGUGCCAUCACAGACCCCCAAAAUCUUGCCUGCAAUGAGGUCACCUCCACUAGUGAAAUUGAUACUAGAAGUACAGUCAAGGCUCGUGAAAGUGAAAAAAAAUCUGCCUCAACAGCGUUGGAGUCCAAGUUGCUUUCAGAUGUAUCAGAUCCAGGGGAGGAGGAGGUGCCUACAGAAGGAGAGUUUGAAGGCCAUCAGGAGGCCGUGAAUGGAAUGCAGAUCCAUAAUGGACUGCUGUAUACUUGCUCAGGGGACCGCACUAUACGUGCUUUCAGCUUGAUAAGCCGGAAGUGUGUGGCUGUGUUUGAAGGUCACAGCAGUAAAGUGAAUUGCUUGUUGGUGUCAUGUGGAGGAGGCCUGCAACAACGCCUGUACUCGGGAUCAAGUGACCAGACCAUCCGCUGUUACAACCUCAAGACAACAGAAUGUGUGGAACAGCUGUCUCUCCCAGAUCGAGUUCUCUGUCUUCAUAAUCGUUGGAAAAUUCUCUAUGCCGGUCUGGCCAAUGGCUCUGUGACCACCUUCAGUCUUAGGAACAACAAGCAGCUGGAUGUGUUUGAGUGCCAUGGCCCACGGGCUGUAAGUUGCCUGGCGACGGCUCAGGAAGGGGCUCGGCGUAUCCUGCUAGUUGGUUCCUAUGAUGCCACCAUCAGUGUUAGAGAUGCUAAGAAUGGCCUAUUGCUGCGUACACUGGAGGGCCACAGCAAAACUGUGCUCUGCAUGAAGGUGGUGAACGAUUUGGUGUUCAGUGGCUCGAGUGACCAGUCUGUACAUGCACAUAAUAUACAUACAGGAGAACUGGUGAGGAUCUAUAAGGGUCAUAGUCAUGCCGUCACCGUGGUGGCCAUAUUGGGAAAGGUGAUGGUCACCGCAUGCCUGGACAAACUGGUCCGUGUGUACGAGCUCCAGUCUCAUGACAGACUUCAAGUAUAUGGUGGACAUUCAGACAUGGUGAUGUGUAUGGUCAUCCACAAGAGCAUGAUCUACACAGGCUGCUAUGAUGGGAGCGUGAAAGCUGUCAGAUUGAACCUGAUUCAGAACUACCGCUGCUGGUGGUACGGUUGUACCCUAAUCUUUGGCGUGAUAGAGCACCUACAACAGCACCUGCUGAACGACCACACCAGCCCAGCACAGCAAACAUUCAAAUGCCGCUGGAGGAACUGCGACACAUACUUCACCACCCGCAACGGCUCCAAACAGGCAGUGCAUUGUCACAUGCAGAAACAUGCUGAGGACGACAGUAAAAUGGAGCCAUGAGGGGCCAACAGAAUAUCACAGACAGUAUAGUCUCCUCUUUUCCCAUAUUGGGAAUGUCUCAUUCAACCCUCACCAGAGGAGCCCUGUUCAUGGGCACGUUUUUUAUAUGACCCAUCAGAUACCAACAACUGCCACUUAGAUGAUGCUGAUGCCACAAUUUAAAUAAUGAUGGAUGAUUUUAAUCUUUCAGAAAUUAGUUUUAUGUAGUAAACAAAAAAAGACUUGUUACUGUUAUUUCAAACAACAAAAAAAGAAUAUUUGUCCUUCUCUAAGUGGAUUUGUUUGGUAUUCUGAAGAGAGGAAGUCUUUUUCCAUUCGUCUCUUCUCUUUCACUUCUAUCUGAAGUGUGAAAUAUGCUCAAAUCUUUUAUACUGAUGUGGCAUUGCUCUGAUGCUCUCCUGGAAGGGAUUGAUUUCUGUGUCAGACGCUUUUCCGAGUCUGUCAUCUGAUCAUAUACUGUAUCAUCAGCUCUGAGAUUUACUGACCAAAUAAAGACAAAGAAACUGUGGGAAACGUUUGGAUACCAGUACAGCAAAAGAGGUGCGGCAGCUCCCUCAGCAAACAUGUGUAGCUCACUGUUGUGUGUGUGCAGUCUGAGUUUUGAGAUGUUAUGAUGUGGAGUGAUUUACGAAAGCUUGAGACUUGUGUCGAGCAACCAGAUUUUUAGUGUUGUAGUGUUUUGAUGAAGGACACAUCUUCUUCAAGUUGCAUUAGUCUAUUUUUUUGUGGUAUCAUGGCGUUACAUAUACCUGACAAUAGAAUCUGUUAUUCUGGGACACCUGAACAUUUCAAUCUGGUUUCCAAAUAUAAAAAGCUAUUUAAGUUGUGUCUGGUGAUUUUAUUUGAUUUUUUUUUUUUUUUUUUUAAUUGUUCAUUUGAAUGUAGUUGUUUGAGUGGUUGAAUCUAUCUCCUCUCUUUUUUUUUUGGUUUUUCUGUGGUUGCUUCUCAUUGAAGCAAAGUUGAAGGAUUCAGGUGUGCUGUGACUCAAGACUGCAGUUGACAUGUAUUUGCUGUGCUGUUGACAGAGACUGAAACGUGACAGUUGGCGUGCGUAAGCCUUUGAGAACAUACAUGGAUUUGUUUUAUGACAGUGUGAACAAGAAGACACAAAACAUAUUUUUCUAUAGCGAAGAAGUUUGUUCUUAUACAUUUUCUUUACUGUAUUUUGUGGCAGUUGUGCAGAGAUAAAUUUAUGAAAGUACAGGAGGGUCCUCGCGCUGGGAAAGUACCUUUAUUUUUCUGUGCGAGAAUGAAAGUUGUAGGGGUGAUAAACAUGUGAGGUGUUUUUUGUGCAGUUGGGAGCGUAUUACGUCACUUCCUGUAAUCCUUAGCCCUAUUAUGCGCACACAAACAAAAACAAAGUACAAGAAACUGCUAACAUUUAUUGACAUCUUAAUAUCCUAACUUAGUUUGUGAUGUUAGAUUUUAUAGAGUAACAGCACCUCCUGCCAGUUGAAACAGAACAUUUGAACUCUCUUCUGACUGCCGCUGAAGUGAUGGGUUUUUAACUUUAUAUGGUUACUCUAGGUUUUUUUUUUUUUCUUUUUGUUAGAUUAUAUCAUAAUGGAUGAAGAUACAGCUUGUUUUUCCACCCAGUCAUAACCUUUGAAAUACAUCUCAGCUCUUUGCUAUAGUCGUGUGUUGCUGAGGAGAGAUUGCAGCCAACCUCUUACCUGGUAUUUCCAAGUUUCUCACACUUGUUCAUUUCAAAUACUAUAAAAAAAACUUUAUAGACAUUUUGUACACACAUGUUACUGAAACAAAAGGAAUAAAAAAAUACAUAACUGUG